AUGCUGGCAUGGCAGGAUGGCGGAGCCAAGGCGGCUCCCUCCCCCCACAAGAUCUCCUUCUCGGUCCUGGACAUCCUGGACCCGCAGAAAUUCACCCGCGCCGCGCUCCCGGCUGUGCGCCCCGCGCUCCGGGAAGCCAAGAAAAGUUUGGCGGAGGCUGAAGCGGAGAAAGACGCCAGCCCCGGGGACCCUGCCUGGCAUCAGCAAACCCCUGAUGCUGCAGGCCGAGGCGCGGGCGCGGCGUCGCCAGUGGAGGGCUCGGACGCCGAGGACGCGGAGGAUGCGGGGCGGCGCCGGCGCCUGGCCAAGCCGCGACGCGCGCGCACCGCCUUCACCUACGAGCAGCUGGUGGCCUUGGAGAACAAGUUCCGGGCCACGCGCUACCUGUCGGUGUGCGAACGCCUGAACCUGGCGCUGUCGCUCAGCCUCACCGAGACGCAGGUCAAAAUUUGGUUCCAGAACCGCAGGACCAAGUGGAAGAAGCAGAACCCCGGGGCCGACGGUGCGGUGCAGGCGGGAGGGAGUGCGGCCCAGCCCGGGGCGCCGGGGGCGACGGCGGGUGGUGCGGGGGCCAGCCCUGGCCCACCUGGCCCGGCCGCGCUGCCCUUCCAGACUUUUCCAUCCUACACUGCCGCCAACGUCCUUUUCCCAGCGGCCACGUCGUUUCCGCUCACGGCCGCAGGUGGUCCCUUUGCACCUUUCCUGGGGUCUUCCUACCUGACCUCCUUCUACGCCCCGCACCUUUGA
Messenger RNA from Elephantulus edwardii (Cape elephant shrew), 747 nucleotides. It is a transcript of the gene NKX1-2, whose product is annotated as NK1 homeobox 2. Gene Ontology annotation, biological process: cell differentiation; regulation of transcription by RNA polymerase II. NCBI's taxonomy places the organism in Eukaryota, Metazoa, Chordata, Mammalia, Macroscelidea, Macroscelididae. Gene Ontology annotation, cellular component: nucleus. The transcript is spliced from 3 exons. Bases 1 to 747 code for a protein of 248 amino acids. Gene Ontology annotation, molecular function: DNA-binding transcription factor activity, RNA polymerase II-specific; RNA polymerase II cis-regulatory region sequence-specific DNA binding. The record is from RefSeq and is a predicted model, not a curated record.